This is a messenger RNA of Neospora caninum, 1224 nucleotides long. RefSeq lists its product as hypothetical. Gene Ontology annotation, molecular function: phosphatidylinositol-3,5-bisphosphate binding; phosphatidylinositol-3-phosphate binding. Bases 1 to 1224 code for a protein of 407 amino acids. The record is from RefSeq and is a predicted model, not a curated record. Gene Ontology annotation, biological process: protein lipidation; autophagy of mitochondrion; protein localization to phagophore assembly site. NCBI's taxonomy places the organism in Eukaryota, Apicomplexa, Conoidasida, Eucoccidiorida, Sarcocystidae. The transcript has 3 exons. Gene Ontology annotation, cellular component: cytosol; phagophore assembly site membrane; extrinsic component of membrane.
AUGAGUCGUCAACGGCUUCGGGAACCGCUCUCUUGUGAGAUUCGUGGAACCGCGGAAUGUUGCGUGGAUGUAUCUGCCGACAUGAGCACUGCAGCAGCCACGAACGUUGAGGUUCCGGAAGCUAGUGCGAAGUCACGGCCGAGUCUCGAUACAGUGGUGGACGGCAACGUCCAGGAGACCCCGGCUACGUACAUUUUCACGGUUUCGCGGGCAAAAAAUGGACAGGACUAUGGGUCAGACUCAGGCGGUUGCCCCUCAACUGAGGACGCUGACUUCCUACCGCAAAAUCGACGCGUGAAGAAGGGGCCAAUAACACAGGAAGGGAGUGACGCAGGGCUCUCACAGGGCAAAACGGGAGAGGCUGAGAGUCCGGAUAUAGGGGUGGGCAUGAUCAACAACGAUGAUCCUGCGCAGUCCCCUGGCACCUCGCAGAGCACUGUAGCACCAAGCUGUCGUGUUUCAUCGUUUCAUCAUCACUGUCUUCCUCAGAGUUCCUGCCAACUCCAGGAGGUGGAGGUGCCUGUCACAGAGCAAGUAAAUAAUCGAGGAGUGGAGCCUGUGUACUUGCAGUCAUAUUCGUUCAACCAAGACAAUACCUGUUUCGUGUGUGCCACGUCUGUGGGCUUUCGCGUGUUCACAUGCGCUCCCCUUUCCGAGUUUAUGCGCCGCGAGUUGCCAGCGUGGGGUGAAGGAUGUUAUGAGGUGGCAGGAAUGCUGUUCAGAACAAAUGUAUUCGCUCUAGUCAGUCGAGCAGACCCGAAGAAGGUCAAACUCUGGGACGACCAAAAACGGCACUUCAUAGGAGAGGUCCGGGCACGUCAAGCGGUGAAAAACAUCUGUUUGGGACGGGAGAUUCUGGCUGUGGUGACUGAAUAUUCGGGUGUACUUCCCCGUUAUUUCAGUGCGGUCCGAAGCUUCGCGCAGUUCCAUGUACCAACCGACCAACAAUCGAUUGACGUCAGAACCCCCGGUUCGAGAAUUGUCGGCCCCCUUUGCGCGUUUGCUGGAGAGCGGUCGAAUCACUUGUACUUGCUCCACCCUAACGGAGUGUUCUAUGAAUUCCGGUUUGACCCGAAUUAUGGAGACGAGUGCACGCUUCUGACAGCGACAACCUGGUUCGCUCCGAGAGCAGAUUUCCAGAUUCAGUCUCGUUUCGAAUCAGCUUCUCUUCCAUCCGAGCUUGAAGGAGGUCACGAAGGUGACGACUGGCAGAUCGUCAUGUAG